Messenger RNA from Melampsora larici-populina 98AG31, 1413 nucleotides. RefSeq lists its product as uncharacterized. Gene Ontology annotation, molecular function: zinc ion binding. The record is from RefSeq and is a predicted model, not a curated record. Bases 1 to 1413 code for a protein of 470 amino acids. The transcript has 4 exons. Lineage: Eukaryota; Fungi; Basidiomycota; Pucciniomycetes; Pucciniales; Melampsoraceae.
AUGGCCAUGUACACAGUCCAUACGACACCACCGAAAGACGGGAGUGUCGGCUACGUCAACAACUGUAAUUGCACGCACUUCCUGCAAAACAAAUCGGCGUGUAAACACAUCUCCGCCCCAGGACUAGGUCGUACGCCUUCUACCAGCGGUCUCCCUUCCGGUAGUUAUUGUUACGCGCCAAUGGUUCCAGCACCCUUACCCUAUCAGCUCAACAUCGAAAACCCACAACAACCACAACGAAGCGGCCUCCAUUCUGGUACUCCUCCCCGCGCUGUGAAACCACCAACGUCACAUCCUGGUGCAUCUGCAACAUCGGAUCGAUGGCUCCCUGAGUCCUCUCAUUUGACCACUGGCUUGACUGACCCAUCCAGUGACUCGUACAUAGAGCGCUUGUUCUACAACCCUCAUCACCUCCAAUCUACGCCUCCUCCCCACCACGCCGGGCCAUACGUAGGACACCCGCUCUCACAAAACGCCGUACCGUACCCAAACUCGCCUUUUCUCAGGGAGGUUGCCCGGAAUCCACAAUGUGGUCCGGCACCGCCGUUACCCGCUACAUCCUCCAGCCACUUCAUGAACCACUCGGCAACUUCUAAUACUCGCACAUCACACGGAGCCUCAUCUAGCAGCUCUUUCACACCGCGUCGUCACUACUACAGCCUUACCGAGAACGAUGUCCCGGACCUAGCACCACCACCACCGCCACCUACUCAGAUGACCUACCAUCUUGACCCCCAGUCACUAUUCCGCGCCCUCAAUCAACACGUGCCACCACCCGUUCCGCAAGCUUUGCAACGCACGCCAGAGGUUACACCUGCCCCGCCUCGCUACCGUAAUCUUACGCCCCCUGGGCCUCGCGCCACAACGGAACGGCCAGCGGCUCCCGUUCCAGGCGCCAACCUACCGGGAGCUCCGGCUACCAAAUCCAUGUACGACGGUUUUCCUUUCAUCCAAAACAUGCUUCCCAGCGCGGCUCAACCCGCCAACGCGUGCCAUUCAAUGCAAAGCACCCAUCGCACUGAGACUAAUGACCGUCACGUGGCCCACACAACUACCGAUUCGUCUGUAUCGCGUUCAACUACAUCCCACCAUGCCUCGACAAGUUCUCAUCGAUUGGAAACCACCAGGAGUCACGGAUCUACCGACACCGGACCUUUUGUCCUGACGGUAGCCAAAGAAGACGCUUUGCGGGCAGUCGAAUCACGUAACUUCAAACGCAAGGACGAUUUUGCAGGACUUUGUACUGCCCUUCGCCGGAUCAGUGCCGAAGCUCCGUACGAAGCCAAAGACACAGCUCUCUCAACCUACAAUGAACAAUUAGUUGCUGCAAUCCGCAAAGAAGCGGAAACGUUCUUGGCUAGGCUCAGGAACUUCAAUGGCGGCAACAGGCCAAAGAAGCAGCGCCGUUUCUGA